AUGCGUGAUCUCGACUCGCGUUGGCCUUGGAUGAUCCAGCGGCGCCGCGAGGUGACGGUGGUCGAGUCGGAGGGCGAGGAGCACGGUUUCCACCUCUACAGUCCGCUGAGGGCCACCAGCAAGAGUCUCAUGGGAAGCCUCGUGGAGUUCAUAAACCAGCAGCCCACCUCGUCGCCUGCGAAUCCUAUGGUGGUGCUAGGCGUGCCGACGACGCCGUGUAAGGACGUGUUUGGGUAUGGCAUGGCCAUGAAGGCCUGGUGCACACGGUCCAGUAUGCCAUGUAACACUGCUACUUCAUUGAAGAUCGGAAGGGCUGGGCCAUCCAACACAAGAUAUAGGUUAAUCUCAGGUCGACUGCGGAUGACUGCUGGUAACGUUCAUCACAAAGAUCUAUUAUCUGCUGCAGUUCCGUGGAGUCGUGUGAUCAACAACUUCUUCUAG
This is a messenger RNA of Triticum turgidum subsp. durum (durum wheat), 441 nucleotides long. NCBI's taxonomy places the organism in Eukaryota, Viridiplantae, Streptophyta, Magnoliopsida, Poales, Poaceae. The record is from the annotation of a GenBank genome assembly.